CGGCUUCUGCGGCUCCAAGCCAGCGGGUCCUGUGAAGGCGAGCAGACGCGGAGAAAGGACGCGGGAGUGAGAGAGGGUGAGUCAGCUACUGUCUAAACGAUAAAGGGAGGCGGCUCCGCAGGGUAGGGCGGAAUUCAGUAAAUGGGCUCGUGCUGCGGUCUCUUGGGAGACGCUGCUAUCUUAGCGUCAGCGAGGGAAGGUUGAGGAGGAGCCAGAGCCGGGUCCUGCAGCCUUUCUCGCCAUCAGCGCCCGUCGCCAUCUCCACCAUGCAGUCCCGGGAAGACGCCCCGCGCUCUCGCCGCCUCGCCAGUCCCCGUGGUGGGAAGCGGCCCAAGAAGAUUCACAAACCCACAGUUUCGGCCUUUUUCACGGGUCCAGAGGAAUUAAAGGACACGGCCCAUUCUGCAGCCCUGCUGGCACAGCUCAAGUCCUUCUACGAUGCGCGGCAGCUGUGUGAUGUGACCAUCGAGGUGGUGACGCCUGGCAGCGGGCCUGGCACGGGUCGCCUCUUCCCCUGCAACCGCAAUGUGCUGGCCGCCGCGUGUCCCUACUUCAAGAGCAUGUUCACAGGUGGCAUGUACGAGAGCCAGCAGACUAGCGUGACCAUGCACGAUGUGGACGCCGAGUCCUUCGAGGUGUUGGUCGACUACUGCUACACGGGUCGUGUGUCUCUCAGCGAGGCCAACGUGGAGCGCCUGUACGCGGCCUCCGACAUGCUGCAACUGGAGUAUGUGCGGGAAGCCUGUGCCUCCUUCUUAGCCCGACGUCUUGACCUGACCAACUGCACUGCCAUCCUCAAGUUUGCAGACGCCUUUGGCCAUCGCAAGCUGCGAUCCCAGGCCCAGUCCUAUAUAGCUCAGAACUUCAAGCAGCUCAGCCACAUGGGUUCAAUUCGGGAGGAGACUCUAGCAGAUCUGACCCUGGCCCAGCUGCUGGCUGUCCUGCGCUUGGAUAGUCUGGACGUGGAGAGUGAGCAGACAGUGUGCCACGUGGCAGUGCAGUGGCUGGAGGCUGCUCCCAAAGAGCGGGGUCCCAGUGCUGCGGAAGUCUUCAAGUGCGUGCGCUGGAUGCACUUCACUGAAGAAGAUCAGGACUACUUAGAAGGGCUGCUGACCAAGCCCAUCGUGAAGAAGUACUGCCUGGACGUUAUUGAAGGGGCCCUGCAGAUGCGCUAUGGUGACCUGUUGUACAAGUCUCUGGUGCCAGUGCCAAACAGCAGCAGCAGCAGUAGCAGCAGCAACUCUCUUGUAUCUGCAGCAGAAAAUCCACCCCAGAGACUGGGUAUGUGUGCCAAGGAGAUGGUGAUCUUCUUUGGACACCCCAGAGAUCCCUUUCUCUGCUGUGAUCCAUACUCGGGGGACCUUUACAAAGUGCCGUCACCUUUGACCUGUCUGGCUCACACUAGGACUGUCACCACCUUAGCUGUCUGUAUCUCUCCUGACCAUGACAUCUAUCUAGCUGCCCAGCCCAGGACAGACCUCUGGGUGUAUAAACCAGCUCAGAACAGUUGGCAGCAACUUGCAGAUCGCUUGCUGUGUCGUGAGGGCAUGGAUGUGGCAUAUCUCAAUGGCUACAUCUACAUUUUGGGGGGGCGAGACCCUAUUACUGGAGUUAAGUUGAAGGAAGUGGAAUGCUACAAUGUUAAGAGAAACCAGUGGGCAUUGGUGGCUCCACUGCCCCAUUCUUUUUUAUCCUUUGACCUAAUGGUAAUUCGGGACUAUCUCUAUGCUCUCAACAGUAAGCGCAUGUUCUGUUAUGAUCCUAGCCAUAAUAUGUGGUUGAAGUGCGUUUCUCUGAAGCGCAAUGACUUUCAGGAAGCGUGCGUCUUCAAUGAGGAGAUUUACUGUAUCUGUGACAUCCCAGUCAUGAAGGUCUACAACCCAGUUAGGGCAGAAUGGAGGCAAAUGAAUAAUAUUCCCUUGGUCUCAGAGACCAACAACUACCGGAUUAUCAAGCAUGGCCAAAAAUUGUUGCUCAUCACCUCUCGCACCCCACAAUGGAAAAAGAACCGGGUGACUGUGUAUGAAUAUGAUAUUAGGGGAGACCAAUGGAUUAAUAUAGGUACCACAUUAGGCCUCUUGCAGUUUGAUUCUAACUUUUUUUGCCUCUCUGCUCGUGUUUAUCCUUCCUGCCUUGAACCUGGUCAGAGUUUUCUCACUGAAGAAGAAGAAAUACCAAGUGAGUCUAGCACUGAAUGGGACUUAGGUGGAUUCAGUGAGCCAGACUCUGAGUCAGGAAGUUCAAGUUCUCUUUCUGAUGAUGAUUUUUGGGUGCGUGUAGCGCCUCAGUGAAAUGCACAGGAUAAGCAGGGUUUGUUGUAACUGAAUUGAAACACUAAGUUGUUUUUACUGUUUUGGAAAAUAUCUUAAAUAUCCUUUUUGUUCCUAAAGGAAAGGAAAAGUUGAUUAGCUGCUGGUUUGGUUUAGAAAAAGUAAUAUUUGAAAUACGAAGGUAAUUUAAUAUUACAAAUGUUAACACUCAGAUCAACCUUUUAAUAAUUUUCUGUGCUAAGGGUCCAGUAUUUAUUUGAUUAUUUAGUAUGUUUAUGUUUCAUGACACUAAUUUAGUCUUUUGAUAAAUUUUACAUUCUGUUUACUGCCACAAGCACUGUGGCAGUAACUUUUGAAUUUUAAUGUUUAUGAUAGAAAAAUGAUUAGGAAUUGCUAGAUAGUGUUUUGAAAGCUUAUCUUUUUCUUCGGAACAAUGUAGAUUUCCAAAAUGGUUAACCUAAGGGGUCUUUGCAAAAUGUGUUAUAAGUUAAACAUAAUUUGGGAAGUUUUACUUUUGUUUUCUUCUAUGAAGAAAAAAAUGCAGGCCGGGCGUGGUGGCUCACGUCUGUAAUCCCAGCACUUU
Molecule: messenger RNA, 2853 nt
Organism: Macaca mulatta (Rhesus monkey)
Lineage: Eukaryota; Metazoa; Chordata; Mammalia; Primates; Cercopithecidae
Gene: KBTBD6
Product: kelch repeat and BTB domain containing 6
Molecular function (GO): protein binding
Source: RefSeq, marked provisional